GCAGCAACGACAUUCGUCUAUGUGUACAGCAGUUGAUUUUGUACAGCAAUGACGGAAUUUAGCGGCAGAGCAGUGGGGUUUUCGAGACCAACCACUCACAAUAUCAAGAAAAUUGAUUCUCCCGUCCGUCUACUUCCUACUUUACCGCAGCAUCGCAGCAAACCAUCGUGGCAGCUGUCGCCGCCUAAUUUCAAGCCGACGCAAUCGUUUCCGCCUCGAAUCAUGCAAGGGCCUCCGAUUGAAGGCUUGGACACGUCCAUCACACUCAACGGCAGUCGCAAAGGGAGAGCCAAACACGGACGGAGUAAGACGUGGGACGCCGGGCAACAGCGCUCUGUUGGCGUUGCCCGUGGCAACGGCGUCUCUGGGCGCGACCGUCUCGGUCAGUUCGCGCAGCCGAGGCGAAAUCGAGAGCAAUUUCGGAGCGAGCUCGUGCAGAUCAUAACUCAUAAGGACGAUCUGGAAGAGUUGAGGUCUUCUGCAGGUCCAGAGCUUCCACCGUUGUGUCAGUCUCCUUCACCAUCGGCAGCAGAAAAGGAUCUGUUGCGGUAUUACUACUACAUUCAACAUGGGAUCGACACGGAGCAUGUUGCUCCUAUGGAAGACUCGUGGGUGGAAAACAUUCUACGGUAUGUCCCACAAGCACUGCAGACUGGCCGUGAAGAAAGCAUUGAACAACUAUGUGACGAAAUGCGUGAGGACUACAUUCUCAGUGUCAAGAAAGCAAUAGUUGAUUUCGUUUUGAGAGAUCCUCGUGACAAGUGGAAUGAAAAGGCUUCUGCUGUAUCUAAGCAUUUGGAAGAAAUGGCUCUGUAUGCCAAGAUGUGGGGACGCUCACGUGUCUCAGCAUACCAUUUCCUGUCUAAGAAUCUUUUCAGUGUAAAUCCUACUCAUCGUGCCGUUCUUGAUCUAUGGCACAAGCAGUUCAGAGAUCUCUGCCUUGUUGAUGCAAAAGAAAUUCGUGGCCAUGAUCAGGCAUAUGAAAUGUCAGCUUUUGCGGCUACCAUAGACAAACAUGUCAAUGCAGCUAAAGAAACUCUUCUUCGAAAGUGGUUUCCAGAAGUUCAAAAUAUUUUCUACCAAGGAAAUAAGCGAAAGCAGAUUCCACAUCAACAUUUGGAUGCUUUCUUUAAUUCGGUUGCUGUCUUAAUGACCUCUCAGUUGAGAAGUUUAGCCAUACAAAGUAUUCAUAGAUACACAGAGUUGUUCAAGCCGCCAGCACAGUUGUCAGCUUUAGAGCAGUUUAAGGGCUUUGUGGUUCGUAUUGUGCUUGAACGAAAUUCUAUCAAGCUUGAACCUCUUGAGGCGAAGUGGGAAGCUGUUCUGUUGAGCAUGUAUGAUGUUAUCAUAAAGGCGGUUGGGUCAGUGCCAAGGGUUGAGACAAAGUUGUAUCAAGUGGAAGGACCGAAAGCAAAAGCAACACUGAAGCCAAUUGUGAAGGAUGAGUUUCUGGAAACAGCCAAGCAGCAGGUUAGUGAGGUGAUCAAGAAGGAGAUGACUAUGCCUGCUGCACACAUAAGUGCUUUCGACAAAUAUAACUUCUUGGUUAAUGGAGAAGCUGAUGCUCAGAUUGAGGAGUUCCUUAGUGGAGAUCAUCGUUUUGAAGAAUAUGCCAAUGAAGUGCAGAAGUACAGAGACCUUGUCCAUGAGAUUAGUUAUUCACACAAAAAGGUGAUCAGAAUGGGAAUGUUUGAAGUGCAUUGUGAUGAAUUGACUCGCUCUUUGGCCAAACGAGCUGAUGCAUUGUGUACGAAAUUGCUGGAACGAAUGAGUAAAGACCAUAUUGCACUUAACAAAGAGGUUUGUGAAGAAUACAAAAUGUCUUGUGAACGAGCCAUAAAACAUCCUCAGUCAACUGAUGAGCUGUUGGAGCUGAAGAAGUUCAUAGAGAAUAUGGAGACUAAACGAACAGCUGAGCUAGAAGCUUUGGUAUUGAAAAGUUGUCAGCGUAUGCAGUUUCUCAUCGAGUUCUCUCUUAUGCCUCCUGCUGAGAUUCGUCUCAACAGAGAAGUGUUUAAUUGGGUGCACAGGCUGCCCAAAACGAUUGAGAAAGCACGUGAAAUUAUUGGUGAAACAUCAGAGCAGCAGAAGCAAGCUCUGAAGUUGAAGCGCGAGAGAUUUGUAGAAGAACUUCAAACUUACAACCGGCAGUUGGAGGAGUUUUCGACAUUUGGCGAUGUUGCUGAACUGCCUAAAUUUCUACGCAAGGCUCGGUUUAUCCAUGAAAAACUGGAAGCUGCGAGUGCUAAAAUUGAGCAGAUCAACAACGAAGAAGAUGCAUUCGAUUGGGACAGAUCAAAAUAUCCACAACGUGCAACUGCAAGGAAUACACUUGAUCCUUAUCUCAAACUCUAUGAGACAGUAACAGAAUUUCAAGAAAAGCACAAGGUAUGGAUGGAAGGACCAUUUGGAGGCGUUGAUCCAGAGGUUGUUGAAAAUGAUGUCGGCACUAUUUGGAGGACUCUCUACAAGCUUGAGAAAACGUUUUCUGAUACACCACUUCCAAAAGAGAUGGCUGCUAAGCUAAAGAAGAAAGUCGAUGAUUUCAAAGAGCACAUUCCUCUUGUCUCAGCUUUGUGCAACCCUGGUUUGAGAGAUCGGCAUUGGGACCAGAUGAGUGACGAAAUAGGUUAUCCAUUGAAGCCAGACGAGGAAACCACCUUAUCUAAAUUGAUUGACAUGAACCUUGAGCCCUACCUGGAGAAGUUGGAGCAGAUCAGCGAAGCUGCAAGCAAAGAGCAUUCAUUGGAGAAAGUCAUGGAUGCUAUGCUGUCAGAGUGGGAAAAGACUGAAUUCAGUAUGAGUGCAUAUCGUGAUUCUGGUACUAUGGUUCUGUCCAAUAUUGAUGAGGUCCAGAAUCUUUUGGACGACCAUAUUGUCAAAACCCAGACUAUGCGUGGUUCGCCAUUCAUUCGUCCGUUUGAGGAACGAAUCCUUGGUUGGGAAUCAAAGCUUCUUCUCCUCCAGGAAAUUGUUGAUGAAUGGCUCAAAGUGCAAUCAACGUGGCUCUAUCUAGAGCCCAUCUUCAGCUCUCCUGACAUCAUGGCUCAGAUGCCAGAGGAAGGUCGCCGUUUCACAACCGUUGACAAGACGUGGCGAGAGAUUAUGGUGGUUGCGGUGAAAGACCGACAUCCUCUCGUUGUAGUUGAAAUCGAGAAUAUGCUUGAUCGAUUGAAAAAGAGUAACGACCUACUUGAGCUGAUCCUCAAAGGCCUGAACGAGUACCUGGAGAAAAAGCGUCUGUACUUCCCACGCUUUUUCUUUUUGUCAAACGACGAGCUGCUGGAGAUUCUCUCUGAGACAAAGGAUCCAACUCGAGUCCAGCCGCACUUGAAGAAAUGUUUUGAAGGCAUUGCAAAGCUCACUUUUACCGACGAAUUGGAGAUUACUGAGAUGAAAAGCAGUGAGGGCGAAAUCGUUCCGCUUGUAGAUGUCAUCUCAACGGCUAAGGCUCGUGGUCAAGUAGAGAAGUGGUUGCUCGAAUUGGAAGGUGACAUGACGAAGAGUGUCCACAUGGUGAUGACAGAGUCUCUUGCUGCAUACUUGAAGGAUCAGCGGGACAACUGGGUGUUGUCGUGGCCUGGUCAGGUCGUUCUCGCCGUCUCACAGAAUUAUUGGACCAAAUACGUUCAUGAAGCAAUCAGGAAAGGACACCAGGCUAUGGAGGAAUAUUUGCAACUCUGCAGCAGUCAGAUUGACUCGAUUGUUACCCUGGUGCGUGGCAAGCUGUCAGCUCAGAAUCGAAUCACGCUUGGUGCGCUCGUUGUGCUCGACGUCCACUCUCGAGACGUACUUGAGAAGCUGGUGAAAGACAAGGUGAACACAGAAACUGACUUUCAGUGGCUCAGUCAAAUGCGAUAUUACUGGGAGGAAGGAAAUGUAAUGACCCGUAUGAUCAACUCACAGUUGGCUUACGGCUACGAAUAUCUGGGCAAUUCCGGUCGUUUGGUAAUAACACCACUCACGGAUCGAUGCUACAGGACUCUAUUCGGUGCACUGCAUCUUUAUUUGGGUGGCGCCCCGGAGGGUCCGGCCGGUACCGGCAAGACAGAGACCGUCAAAGAUCUUGCGAAAGCCGUCGCUAAACAGUGCGUUGUGUUCAACUGUUCUGAUGGUCUCGACUACAUCGCGUUGGGCAAAUUUUUUAAAGGCCUGGCAUCUUGCGGCGCAUGGUCGUGCUUUGAUGAAUUCAAUCGCAUCGAUUUGGAGGUUCUCUCCGUCGUCGCUCAGCAGAUUAUGACCAUUCAACGAGGUAUCACGUCUGGCUCGAAUCGUUUGCUAUUUGAAGGCACCGACAUCAAGCUGGAUCCGACGUGUGCGGUGUUUAUUACGAUGAAUCCCGGAUACGCGGGACGAUCGGAGCUCCCGGAUAAUUUGAAGGCACUCUUCCGUACGGUGGCGAUGAUGGUGCCCGACUAUGCGAUGAUUGCGGAGAUUGUGCUCUACUCGUGUGGUUUCGUUCAGGCUCGUCCUCUGUCUGUAAAGAUUGUGGCCACUUAUCGUCUUUGCUCCGAACAACUGUCAUCUCAGCAUCACUACGAUUACGGCAUGCGAGCUGUCAAGUCCGUCUUAACCGCAGCCGGGAACCUCAAACUGAAGUACCCGGAGGAAGAAGAAGAUGUCCUAAUGUUGCGCUCAAUCAACGACGUCAAUCUUCCCAAGUUUCUAUCACACGACUUGCCACUCUUUGAAGGCAUCACUUCAGAUCUCUUUCCCGGCGUCACUCUGCCCAAGCCUGACUAUGGGCAGAUGACGCAGGCGAUUGCCGAGAACUGCGAGAAACUCAACCUUCAGGUGACCGACGUAUUCCAGUCGAAAAUAUUACAGAUAUACGAGAUGAUGAUCGUCCGUCACGGCUUUAUGAUUGUUGGCGAGCCAUUCGGCGGGAAGACGUCCGCAUAUCGUGUGCUUGCCGGGGCUCUGGGCGAUCUGGCCGGCAAAAACUUGAUGGAGGAGAACAAAGUUGAAAUCACUGUUCUUAAUCCUAAAGCUAUUACAAUGGGGCAGCUGUAUGGUUCGUUUGAUCCUGUCUCGCACGAAUGGUCGGACGGUGUGCUCGCCGUCAGUUACCGUGCCUUUGCGACGUCCCCGAAUAUGGAUCGAAAGUGGUUGAUAUUCGAUGGUCCAGUUGAUGCCAUCUGGAUUGAGAACAUGAACACGGUGUUGGAUGAUAACAAGAAGCUGUGUCUUAUGAGUGGUGAGAUCAUUCAGCUCGCAUCGACCACCAACUUGAUCUUCGAGCCGAUGGACCUCGAAGUCGCCUCACCGGCGACUGUCAGUCGGUGCGGCAUGAUUUAUAUGGAGCCUCACAUGCUCGGCUGGAAGCCACUCGUGAUGUCUUGGCUAAACACGCUACCCGAGACCAUGACACAAGCGCACAAGGAUUUCUUAGUAGCCAUGUUUGACCGCUAUGUUCCUUGUACUAUGCAGUUUGUCCGCAAGGGCGGAUUUAAGGAGCUCUCCCCGACAAACGAUACAAACUUGGCCAAGAGUUUAAUGAAUCUGAUCGACUCGCUUAUUGACGAGUUUCGCGAUGCUGCAAAGAUAAAGGAAUGGUCUGAGGAGCAGACCGAGGCGUAUCUAGAGGGUGUCUUUUUCUUUUCGAUUGUGUGGUCGGUGGGUGCAUCCAUGGGCUCAGACGGACGUACUGCAUUCGAUUCUCUUCUCAAGGAGAUCAUUUCAGGGCCAUUGUCUGAAGAAACGUCGAAAGCUUUUCGUCUCCUAGAGAAAGUCGAUGCACCUUCGCGGCCUUGUCGUUGUCCCAUUCCAGAAGAAGAGACUCUGUAUGAGUACCGGUUUAUCAAGGAGGAUAUGGGACGAUGGGAAGCAUGGGAGGAACAGAUUAAGAACCCGGAUCCCAUCGGUAAGGAGCUGGCUUUUAAUGAAAUUAUCGUUCCGACAAUUGAUACAGUUCGGUAUAUGUAUCUCAUGGACAUUCUCGUAUCACAUGCUAAACCGGCUCUCUUUGUCGGUCCAACUGGCACAGGAAAGUCAGUCUACAUAACAGACUUCCUUCUCAAUCGUUUGCCAAAGGACGUUUACAAACCGGUCAUUAUCAACUUUUCUGCUCAAACGACCGCCAAUCAGACGCAGGAUAUUGUCAUGGCAAAGCUUGAUAAGAGACGCAAGGGUUUGUAUGGACCCCCUUAUGGCCAGAAGACAAUCGUUUUUGUUGAUGAUUUGAAUAUGCCGGCGAGGGAGGUGUAUGGAGCGCAACCGCCUAUUGAGUUGCUUCGCCAGUGGUUAGAUCACUGGAACUGGUACGACGUAAAGGAUAACAGCGCGAUGAAACUCGUCGAUACCCAGCUCGUCGCUGCCAUGGGGCCCCCUGGAGGAGGUCGCAAUCCUGUCACUCCUCGAUUUCUGCGUCACUUCAAUACCAUUAUCAUCAACGAAUUCAGUGACCGUACCAUGUCCAAGAUCUUUUUGCGCAUCACCGAUUGGCAUUUUGCUAAGGGAUUCAAUGCCGAACUGAAGCCCGUUGCUGCUUCUAUAGUGACCGCCACUAUGGACAUUUACAAGAGCGCUAUGACUAAUUUGUUGCCUACUCCUGCUAAGUCUCACUAUUUGUUCAAUCUUCGUGACUUUGCCAGAGUCGUUCAGGGUGUUUUGCUGUCGACGCCUGCAUGUUUUACCGACACAACGAUAAUGCAACGGUUGUGGGUUCAUGAGGUCUUCCGCGUCUACUAUGAUCGUCUUGUGUUCGACGAAGAUAGGCAGUGGCUUAUUAAGUACGUGAACGAGAGCCUGAAGAAGCAAUUCAAUACCAACUAUAACAUUCUGUUCAAGCACUUGGACUCUAAUGGAGACGGUCUUGUUGAAGAGGAUGAUCUGAGAUCUCUCAUGUUCUGUGACUUCUCUGAUCCAAAAUCUGACAGCAAACCGUAUAUUGAGAUUCGCGAUUUGGACAAACUCCGGUCGGUCGUCGAGGCGAAUCUCGACGAAUUUAACAACUUGAGCAAGAAACCGAUGAAUCUCGUCUUGUUUCGGUUUGCUAUCGAACAUGUGUCGCGAUUGGCUCGCAUUAUCAAGCAGCCUCGCAGUCACGCUCUGCUGGUAGGCGUAGGAGGCAGCGGUCGUCAGAGUUUGACACGAUUGGCCUCUUACAUGGCAGACUACGAACUCUUUCAGGUGGAAAUCAGUAAGGGUUAUACAAGUACUGAAUGGAGAGAAGACUUGAGGAAGAUAUUGAUAAAGUCAGCAGAAGGGUCAAAUCACUGUGUGUUCUUGUUCACAGACACUCAGAUUAAAGAGGAAAGCUUUUUAGAAGACUUGUCCAAUUUGCUGAAUUCCGGAGAAGUGCCCAAUUUGUUUGGACUGGACGAGAAACAGGAGAUAUGUGGCAAGAUGCGACAAAUUGACAAGACAAGAGAGAAAGCGAAGCAAACUGAUGGUACCGUCGUGGCAUUGUACAACAUGUUCAUUGACAGAGUGCGAAAUCAACUGCACGUUGUGCUGUGUAUGAGCCCAAUAGGCGAUGCCUUCCGCAACCGUUUGCGGAAGUUUCCGUCCCUCGUUAACUGCUGCACUAUAGACUGGUUUCAAUCUUGGCCUGAUGAUGCAUUAGAGGUCGUUGCUAAGCGUUUCUUGGAAGAUGUCGAACUAGAAGAUGAUGAGCGAGCAGGCUGUGUGCGCAUGUGCAAGAGUUUCCACCAAAGUACUCGUCAACUGUCUGAAAAGUUUCUCGCCAACUUGGGACGUCACAACUACGUAACUCCCACAUCGUAUCUCGAGUUAAUCAGCACGUACAAGACUCUUCUUGCAAAGAAGAGAACGGAAGUUAUGAAGCUAAAGAAAAGAUACGAGGUUGGAUUAGAGAAACUCCAAGUUGCUUCUUCCGAAGUGGCGACGAUGCAAAGUGAACUCGAAGCAUUGCAGCCUCAACUUCGCACUGCAUCAACUGAAGUCGCCGAGUUAAUGGUUGUCAUCCAAAAGGAUUCCAUCGAAGUUGCAGAGAAAGAGAAGGUGGUGAAAGCAGAUGAAGCUGUGGCGAACGAACAGGCAGGGGCGGCAAAAGCGAUCAAGGACGAGUGCGAUGCGGAUCUGGCUCAGGCGAUCCCAAUCCUCAAUUCGGCCUUAGCCGCUCUCAACACGCUGACACCCGCCGACAUUACAGUCGUCAAAACAAUGAAGAGUCCGCCACAAAUGGUGCGCCUUGUGAUGGAGGCCCUUUGUAUAUUAAAAAGCAUCAAACCCGACCGAGUGAACGAUCCAUCGGGAUCUGGAAAAAAGAUUGAAGAUUAUUGGGGUCCUGCUAAACGUAUGCUGGGCGAUAUGAAGUUCCUUCAGUCUCUCCAGACGUACGAUAAGGAUAACAUAGCACCGGCUAUCAUAAAGCAGAUACGAGAAAAGUACGUGCCUAAUCCAGACUUUGUACCCGAGAAGAUCAGGACGGCGUCGUCUGCAGCAGAGGGUUUGUGCAAAUGGGUUCUUGCCAUGGAAAAAUAUGACUUGGUUGCUAAAGUUGUUGCUCCAAAGAAACUUGCUCUCGCUAAAGCAGAAUCAGAAUUGGCCGUUGCUAUGAAGGAGCUGAGAGCGAAGCAGGCUAGUCUUAAGGAAGUUCAAGACAAUUUGCAGCGACUGAGAGACAAGUUUGAUCAGAACACAAAGAAGAAGGAAGAUCUAGAGAAACAGGUUGAAUUGUGUACUAAGAAGUUGGAUCGGGCGGAGAAACUGAUUGGUGGUCUCGGAGGAGAACGAGCAAGGUGGGGUCAGGCUGCAGCCGAUCUGUCCCAGAAAUAUACAAACCUCACGGGUGACGUACUCGUUUCUGCCGGGAUAGUCGCCUAUUUGGGUGCCUUUACUGCAGCUUUCCGAAAGGAACAAGAGAAACUAUGGAUUCACGAGUGCAAGGAGCGGGGCAUUCCGUGCUCACAAGACUUCUCCCUCAGUUCGACUCUGGGUGAACCGGUGCAGAUCCAAGCGUGGAACAUCGCCGGUUUGCCGACCGAUUCGUUUUCGGUCGACAACGGUAUUGUCGUAAGCAACGCUCGACGAUGGCCACUCAUGAUCGAUCCGCAAGGCCAAGCAAACAAAUGGGUCAAGAACAUGGAAAAGUCCAAAAAUCUUCACGUCAUCAAACUGUCCGACUCGGAUUUCGUGCGAACGCUUGAAAAUUGUAUUCAGUUUGGAACGCCUGUUUUAUUAGAGAAUAUUGGGGAAGAGUUGGACCCCAUCCUGGAACCCCUAUUACUCAAGCAAACUUUCAAACAGGGGGGAUCCGUCUGCAUACGUCUGGGCGAUAGCACGAUCGAGUAUUCAAAGGAUUUCCGGUUUUACAUCACGACCAAGCUGAGGAAUCCCCAUUACUUGCCGGAAACGUCCGUGAAAGUGACGCUCCUCAAUUUCAUGAUCACGCCAGAGGGUUUGGAAGAUCAACUUCUAGGUAUUGUAGUGAGACAAGAGAAACCGGAACUUGAAGAAGAAAAGAACUCUCUUAUUAUUCAGAGCGCUGCCAACAAAAAACAAUUGAAGGAGAUUGAAGACAAGAUACUCGAAGUGCUGUCGACGUCGGAAGGAAACAUUCUGGAAGACGAAACGGCUAUUGACAUUCUCUCGUCGUCAAAAGUACUUGCCAACGAGAUCUCAGAAAAACAGGCUAUUGCCGACGAGACCGAAAAGAAGAUCGAUGAGACUCGCAUGGGCUACCAACCAAUCGCCGUCCACUCGGCGGUCAUGUUUUUCUCGAUCUCCGAUUUGGCUAACAUCGAGCCGAUGUACCAAUACUCCCUCACCUGGUUCAUCAAUCUCUUCGUUAUGUCAAUCGACAACUCCGAGAAGUCGGACAGCAUCGACGUGCGGCUGAAGACUCUCACCGACCACUUCACGUACUCACUCUACUGCAACGUGUGUCGCUCAUUGUUCGAGAAGGACAAAAUGCUCUUUUCCAUGUUGCUGUGCGUCAACUUGUUGAAGAACCGCGGCGAUGUGCAGAACGACGAGUGGAUGUUUCUACUCACCGGUGGCGUUGGAUUGGACAAUCCCCAUGCGAACCCCUCGUCUUGGCUACCGAGUAAAGCUUGGGAUGAGUUUUGCCGUUUGUCGGAGUUGUCGAGGUACAAAGGGCUCAGAGAGUCGUUUCCGUCUCAACUUUCCGGCUGGCAAAAGAUCUAUGACAGCACGGAGCCGCAUCACCAGCCUUUACCCGGACAAUGGAAUGACUUGCAUACCUUUCAAAAGCUUCCCUGCUUGCGAUGCCUCCGUCCCGACCGGGUUGUUCCUGCUGUGCAAGAUUUUAUUACUGAGAAGCUUGGUAAACAAUUCAUCGAACCGCCACCGUUUGAUCUAUCCGGAGCGUUUGGUGAUUCCAACGCUUGCGCGCCUCUCAUCUUCGUUUUGUCUCCUGGAGCGGAUCCCAUGGCGGCCUUGCUCAAGUUUGCCGAAGACCAAGGCUUUGGUGGGUCGCGGCUCGACUCACUGUCUCUUGGGCAAGGGCAAGGCCCGAUUGCCAUGCGCAUGAUCGACAAAGCGGUGAAAGAAGGCACGUGGGUUGUGUUACAAAACUGUCACUUGGCGGUCUCAUGGAUGUCAACCCUCGAGCGUCUCUGUGAGGAGAUGAACCCGGACAGCACGCAUCCUGAUUUUCGCCUAUGGCUGACGAGCUAUCCGUCGCCCCAUUUUCCUGUCUCUGUUCUUCAAGAUGGUGUCAAGAUGACGAACGAGCCUCCCAAAGGCCUGAGAGCCAACUUGAUUCGCUCUUAUCUCAACGACCCCAUUUCUGAUCCGGAAUUUUUUGGCGGAUGUACGAAGAUGCCAGUGUUUAAGAAGCUUCUGAUGGGUCUCUGCUUCUUUCACGCUCUCGUGCAGGAGAGACGGACAUUUAGCUCGUUGGGAUGGAACAUCCCAUAUGAAUUCAACGAGACCGACCUGCGCAUUUCAGUCAGGCAAUUGCAGAUGUUCCUGAACCAGUACGAGGAAAUUCCAUUCGAUGCUCUCAGCUACCUCACCGGUCAAUGCAACUACGGAGGUCGUGUGACGGACGACUGGGACCGUCGCACUCUCAUCUGCAUUCUCGACAAGUUCUACUGCCGAAACAUCAUUGAAAAAGAUCACUAUCCGUUUUCAGAGAGCGGAACCUACUUCUGCCCGCCGGACGGCGACUACGAAUCGUACUUGGAAUACGCAAGGAGUCUACCACUCGUGGCCCAUCCGGAAGUAUUUGGAAUGCAUGCCAACGCGGAUAUAGCUAAAGACCAGAAGGAAACGAAUCAGUUGUUUGAUAGCACGUUGCUCACUCAGGCGAGGUCGUCGGCGAGUGGUAGUAAAUCGAGUGACGACACGGUGUGGGAAGUGGCUGAGGAUAUUUUGGGUCGUUUGCCAAAAGACUUUGAUACUGAAGGAGCUCUGCGUCGAUAUCCAACUACUUAUACGCAGAGCAUGAACACUGUGCUUGUCCAAGAAAUGGUGCGCUUCAAUCGUUUGUUGGAAAUCGUGCGUAGCAGUCUCAUCAACAUUCGCAAAGCAAUCAAGGGUUUAAUUGUCAUGUCCAGUGAGCUGGAGGAGGUCUCAACGAGCAUUCUGACUGGAAAGAUUCCUGCCAUGUGGAUGAAGAGGUCAUAUCCAUCACUGAAACCGCUUGGCAGUUACGUAAAUGACUUUCUAGCUCGACUGAAGUUUCUUCAAGAUUGGUUUGAGGAAGGACCUCCUGUUGUUUACUGGGUUUCUGGAUUCUUCUUCACACAAGCUUUUCUGACUGGUGCCCAGCAAAACUAUGCUCGAAAGUAUACCAUUCCAAUCGAUCUACUGAGCUUUGACUUUGAAGUACUUGAACACAAGGCAUAUACCACACCUCCAGAUGACGGAGUGUACGUUCAAGGACUCUUCCUGGAUGGCGCAAGGUGGGAUCCAAAACGAAAACAACUCGGUGAAUCUCUCCCUAAAAUCCUUUACGACAAAAUGCCAGUGAUCUGGUUAAAACCAUGCAAACGAGACGAACUUCCAGACAGGCCCAGUUAUGUGGCACCAGUCUACAAAACAAGCGACAGAAGAGGCACACUAUCAACUACAGGCCACUCAACAAAUUACGUCAUCGCCAUGAGACUACCAUCAGACCAACCGAAAGAACACUGGAUACUAAGAGGCGUGGCAUUGCUCUGCCAACUGGAUGACUAAUAUAUUAAACAUAUUCUGUCCGAUAAUUUUGUAUUGUAAACUGGAAUCUUGUUAUACUGUGUGCUACAUGCACCUAUGGUAUCAUCAUUGCUAGAGCCUAUCAGUUUUCAAGCAUUUGUUUGUGAGACUGUCUUGUAACCACGCCCAUUAAAUGUGUUCA
Corticium candelabrum is the source of this 12271-nucleotide messenger RNA. Its product is annotated as dynein axonemal heavy chain 7-like. Gene Ontology annotation, cellular component: dynein complex. Gene Ontology annotation, biological process: microtubule-based movement. Gene Ontology annotation, molecular function: calcium ion binding; ATP binding; dynein intermediate chain binding. Bases 49 to 12111 code for a protein of 4020 amino acids. The record is from RefSeq and is a predicted model, not a curated record. The transcript is spliced from 46 exons. Lineage: Eukaryota; Metazoa; Porifera; Homoscleromorpha; Homosclerophorida; Plakinidae.